UUUCCUUUCGGAGCCAUUAGAGCGAUGCACAGGUCAUCUUUUAAGAACUGUAGGACUUUAUCUUUGGCUUAUUCUUCGGUCAAUAAUCAUUAGUUUUUCGCUUUUGACAUAACACAAUGGUCAGGUGCGUCUUGAGAAUUAAAUAUGUAAUGUAUAACAUUUAUAUUAGGUAGCUGGCAUGGUCAGCUAACAUAAAGCAGAGUCUGAGCUGUCAUUCAUACAGUCAAAGUGCGGCUAAAGUUAGGAAUUUAAAACGUGCUGCGUUUCCGUUAAGCUAGCAAGAUGUCACAAGAGGAGCUCUUUAUGGACUCAGUAACAGCAGGAAAGCUAACGGAGAAAAGGAGCAGGAGUAACCUUGGUCUCGCCGUGACUGGGUUGUUAGGAGGGUCGCUGGUCGCCCUGUAUGCAGUUGCGGCUCCGUUUGUCGCCCCUGCCCUGAGGAAAGUCUGCCUCCCGUUCGUCCCUGCGACCACGGCUCAGGUGGAGAAUGUCCUCGGGGUUCUGCGAGCCAGAACAGGGCGCCUGGUGGACAUAGGGAGCGGAGAUGGAAGGAUAGUGAUAGCAGCAGCUAAGCAUGGCUUUAAGGCAUCAGGCUUUGAGCUGAACCCCUGGCUUGUAUGGUAUUCUCGCUACAAGGCCUUGAGAGAGGGAGUCCAGCACUCAACCUCCUUCCACAUCUCUGACUUAUGGAAGGUCAGUUUUGCUCAGUAUUCCAAUGUUGUCAUAUUUGGAGUCCCUCAAAUGAUGGACCAGCUGGAGGUGAAGCUUGCAAGCGAGUUACCGAGUACAGCCAAGGUGGUGGCAUGCCGCUUUCCCUUUCCUACUUGGGUCCCUGAAUGCACCGCUGGAGAGGGCAUAGACACUGUGUGGGUGUAUGAUGCCAAGACAUUUAAAACAGACAUGCAAAAUGGCAUGACAAGGAAAAGAACACCAGAACCUGAAGAUAAACCAGAUUCACACACAUUAAUGUAACUCAGAUUUUGUUGUUAAAUUGUCAUCAUGCUCUUCUACCCUGGGACAAUCUCUUUUCUACUCUGGGGGUUGGCUUGAAAUUUCUGGGAAAGACUGAUUAAAAAUAAAGUGCUAUAAAGUGUUAUGUCUUUA
Messenger RNA from Eleginops maclovinus (Patagonian blennie), 1104 nucleotides. It is a transcript of the gene atpsckmt, whose product is annotated as fATP synthase c subunit lysine N-methyltransferase. Gene Ontology annotation, cellular component: mitochondrion. The record is from RefSeq and is a predicted model, not a curated record. The transcript is spliced from 4 exons. Gene Ontology annotation, biological process: regulation of mitochondrial ATP synthesis coupled proton transport; positive regulation of proton-transporting ATP synthase activity, rotational mechanism; peptidyl-lysine trimethylation. Gene Ontology annotation, molecular function: protein-lysine N-methyltransferase activity. Lineage: Eukaryota; Metazoa; Chordata; Actinopteri; Perciformes; Eleginopidae. Bases 283 to 972 code for a protein of 229 amino acids.